AUGAAUUGCCCCUCGCGGACUGACGACACACUCGAAAACCCGAGCUGGAAUCAAAGCCCACCACCCUUUAGCCCCGACACCACUACAAGGAAUGAUUUCAAUGGCCUUGCCAAUUCCAGAGUUCAUCGCAGACAUGCCAAUUCUGCCAAUGCAGCAGGAGAUGAUCCGUUGUCCAUCGAUGUCAGACCAAACAGUCAGCAAGAUCGCGACCCCGGAAAGGAAAAGGUGCCAGGUGGCGAUGUGAUCGCUGCGGACUCGGGAGGUGAUACACCCCCAAGGAGCAGCGGAUCACCUCGCCACCCUUUUUAUACCAGUUUGACGUCUUAUUCUCUGCAUUGCGCUCGAACUUUGGCUAAGUUCAGCCGUUUCAUCGGCCCUGGUUUCCUUAUCGCGGUUGCCUAUAUCGACCCCGGAAAUUACGCUACCGAUGUCGCAGCGGGUGCAGACUUCAAGUACGCCUUGUUGUUUAUUGUUCUCCUUUCCAACUUAUUUGCCAUUCUUUUGCAGUCUCUAUGCAUCAAGUUGGGCUCUGUGACUGGUCUGAAUCUGGCUGAAAACUGCCGAGAGCAUCUUCCGAGAUGGCUAGUGAUUAUCCUCUAUAUCAUGGCCGAAGCGGCCAUUAUCGCAACUGACAUUGCAGAGGUGGUUGGAUCGGCGAUCGCGUUGAACUUACUGUUGAAUAUCCCCUUGGUAGCUGGUUGUGCUAUCACAUUGGUGGAUGUUCUCUUCAUUCUCAUUUUCUACCGACCCAAUGGGAAGAUGUGGGGGGCUUCGACUGUUCGACUCUCUCUCAUAAAGGACCAGUCAGUUGGUGAAGUCUUCCGCGGUUAUCUGCCAUCUUCAGCCAUUGUUCAAUCGGAAGGUCUUUACCAAAGCUGUGGAAUCCUCGGUGCCACCGUUAUGCCACACUCCCUAUUUCUUGGUAGCGGCGUGGUUCAAUCCCGCCUCAAGGAAUUCGACGUCAACUGUGGCUACGUGGAGACCUCUGUACCCCUAGGGAAUGCCGAAGGCGAAGUAAAAUAUCGCCCAUCGAUUUAUGCAAUCCGCGGCUGCAUGAAGUACUCCAUCAUCGAGUUGUCGCUGUCACUUUUCACCUUCGCCCUGUUUGUGAACAGUGCAAUCCUAAUUGUCGCGGGUGCUGCUCUCUAUGAUGUUCCUGGCGGAGACAAUGCCGACCUAUUCGGAAUUCACAGCUUGCUCUCCAAGUCGAUCGCACCAGCCGCCGGCUUAGUAUUCGCUCUUGCCCUGUUACUGUCUGGUAUCUCCGCUGGAAUCGUCUGCACAAUUGCUGGCCAAAUGGUGAGCGAGGGGAUGCUGAACUGGAGCAUUCGACCAUGGCUCCGAAGACUCAUCACGCGCUCGAUCAGUAUCAUUCCCAGUAUCAUCAUUGCCGCGGCUGUUGGCAAGGAGGGCAUUGACAGGACUUUGACUGCAAGUCAGGUUGCUUUGAGUGUUAUUCUGCCAUUUGUCUCAGCGCCACUUAUCUGGUUCACUUGUCUCAAUCGCUAUAUGACAGUUCGGACCGAAGAAGCUUCCGGACAAGAGGGUGAAGUUCAUGUGGUGACAGUUCCGAUGCGGAAUAACUUACUCACUUCUGUGGUUGCGGUCCUUGUGUGGAUUAUCAUCGUUGUGAUGAAUGUCGCCCUGCUGGUGCUGGUGGGAAUGGGCAAAGCAUCUUGA
Messenger RNA from Penicillium mononematosum, 1680 nucleotides. RefSeq lists its product as uncharacterized. NCBI's taxonomy places the organism in Eukaryota, Fungi, Ascomycota, Eurotiomycetes, Eurotiales, Aspergillaceae. The coding region runs from base 1 to 1680 and encodes 559 amino acids. The transcript is spliced from 4 exons. Gene Ontology annotation, molecular function: manganese ion transmembrane transporter activity; cadmium ion transmembrane transporter activity. Gene Ontology annotation, cellular component: membrane. The record is from RefSeq and is a predicted model, not a curated record. Gene Ontology annotation, biological process: intracellular manganese ion homeostasis; iron ion transport.